AUGAAUCAACACUCGCAGCCAAGGACAGAGGCGGAUGCCACAAACGACACACCUGUAGCAUAUGUGGCAGGGACAGUAUAUGGAGUUGCGCCAGUAGGAGUCAUCUUUCCUGCAGGUACCGUCUUUCAUGUAGGACCCCGUGGUGGUCCAAUCUAUGCGGCCACCCCAGUGAAACAGGAGGACCAGCACCAGCAGCAGCUUCAGGCCUUCUGGACCGACCGGCUGGAUGAGAUCGAGCACAUGAGCGACUUUAAGAUCCACAGCCUUCCCCUUGCGAGGAUCAAGAAGAUCAUGAAGGCUAGCGGGGAGAAUGUCCACAUGAUCGCGGGGGAGGCGCCUGGGGUCCUACCUAAGGCGUGUGAGAUCUUCAUCCAGGAGCUGACGCUGAGAUCAUGGCUCCAAACCAGAGAAAAAAAUAGGAGGACGCUGUAA
Brachypodium distachyon (stiff brome) is the source of this 432-nucleotide messenger RNA. RefSeq names its product nuclear transcription factor Y subunit C-2-like. Lineage: Eukaryota; Viridiplantae; Streptophyta; Magnoliopsida; Poales; Poaceae. The record is from RefSeq and is a predicted model, not a curated record. Gene Ontology annotation, cellular component: nucleus. The transcript has a single exon. Bases 1 to 432 code for a protein of 143 amino acids. Gene Ontology annotation, biological process: regulation of DNA-templated transcription. Gene Ontology annotation, molecular function: DNA-binding transcription activator activity, RNA polymerase II-specific; DNA binding; protein heterodimerization activity.